GGCGGCGUUGUCGUGUUUUAGGUUGACGGGGGAUGACAUCAUUUGGAGAAGUUUUGAUAUGUUUAUGGUAGAUUAACAACGCGGACACAACGGUAUGUUUGACAUUGUAAAACUUUUUCAAAUCAUCAAAAUCCUGACUGCGAAACAGAGAAUAAUUUGUGAGUGAUAGCCCGGUUUUCAAUAAUAUUUUCUGUUAUUACAAUAAUCAAUUUCUGUUAUUUUAUUUAUUUUAUUUUUGUUGAUAAAAAAAAUCAAUUUAUAUUGAUAUUGAUAUAUUCUCUGCCAAGAAAUAAAAAUAAAAAUUGUUUAAAAUUAUUUUUGUGAACAAUAAUUUCAAGUGCUCAAUUUUCACUGCUUCUUUAAUUUUUCGACGACAGUCAAAUGUGUUUUAGUUUUGGGUGUGCUGCUAACACACUAAGUUGCGACCGUUUCAAAUAACACAAUUUGCAAGUAAGUCCAAAUUCCUCAUCACUUGCUAUCCACUGUCGUCGUCACGACCACAUGUGGCAAGUGAAACUGAUACACAAAAAAAAAAUCUCCAGCUAGCACUUUCCCAAUGUACAUAAGGCACACACAGUCGAAGAAUGCAAACCAAAACAAAAAUGCUUCGUUCUGUUAUUGCUGUAUAUAAAAACAAAUGAACAGUCCUGGGCGUUGGAAAGGGAUCGCACACACUUUUUCCCCCUCUCCCUCACACCCUCAUUUGCUGGGGAUGUCCCUUUCCGAGUUCUGUGUUCAAAAUUUUCGAUACGAUCUACGCGCGGCCUAGAACUCCGCUCAGUUUGCGCCUGUACUCUAUCGGCGAUGGAUGGUCCAGAGUUUGAGAUUAGGAUUUGUAGAUUUUGUCUGCGGUCCUCGGCGGAGGAGGAGGAGUUGGUGAACGUUUGUGAGGAUGUGGAGUUGGCGUUCAAGAUCAUGGCGUGUUUGAGUUUGGAGGUCGAUCCCGAGGACGGACUUCCGGCAACGAUCUGCGCCGAGUGUUUGAAGUUGAUGGAGAAGUUGGCGCUGUUCAGGGAUCAGUGUGGAAGGGCGGAGCUGUUGUUGAGGGCCUCGAAGCAUAGUAAGGUGCCGCUGUUGGAAAAGUUUGAGCGGGUGAGAUUUGAUAGUGAGGAGCGACGGGCUGUUGGAGUCGAUGUGGGUGUUCAGGUGGAGGAGUUGGUGUGUGAUGAACCCGUGGCGAGUGAUGCUGGUGGUGUUGAUGAUGUCUUUUCGGUGGAGCAGUUCCGUUUAGAUCUGGAUGACGAAGGUUGGCAACUGGCGGAUGAACCUGACGACGAGCUGUUGGUUGACUUGACGCGGGACUUGUACGGUGAAGAAGAUGCUGGUGGUACUAAGGUUUGUGAAGAUGUGCACAAGAACGAGGAGCAGGUUCAACCUGAAGAGGAGCCAAUCAGCAUUCAGGAGAAUACUGUAUCAAAUUCUGAAAUAUUGGACAUCUCCGACGAAAGUCGAUCGACAAGUCCAAGUCCAAGUGAGCACUCGGAUUCUUCUUCCCUGGACACGUGCAGUUUUGUGUCGAACAAAGAACUUCGCGAACGAAUGGAAGAAAUGCUACUAGCUGACGAUCUUGAGCAAGCUCAAUCUAUCGAUGGAAGCGAAAUGCGUAGUUUGGUGACUGGCUUCGACGUAGACAAUCCACGGAAGUCGCCAUCCUUGGAAAUCUUCGAUCUAACGAGCUCACCAGAACCAGCACGAAUCGACUCUCUUAGGCCAAAGACACCCCAGCCAAGCUUCGCGGAAGCGAUGCGAAUGCUGACAGUAUCUCCCGAAACACCCAGCAAGUCCGCUUCAUCCAAGCAUAACUGGAGCACAAUCCUCAACCGGAACAAGGUAGUUCCACAAACCCCAAGAGCCGAAGACGAUGAAGACCCCCUCGAAUCCCAGCUUCGCCAAAUCGCUGGAAUGCCGGACACCCCCGCUUCCCCCGAUCCGGAAACCCCCGCUUCUCCAGAUCUGGACACCAUAUUCGGCGAGUACGACCCAAUAUCCGACGGCGAAGAUCAACCGCUGGACAUCUACGCAGGAUGCGAACCAAUUUCGGACGAAGACACCGUAGUGGCAGAUCGCAACAUGGCGACGACCCCCAAGAAACCCAUCGCGAUCCCGGAUGAUGCCGCCACCCCGGAGGAGAUCUUCGACUGCGACCUCUGCGACAAGUUCUACCCGAGGUUGACCCUGCUGGAGACGCACUACCGGACGUACCACACGUCGCCACAGAAUCGAAGCGGUGGGGCGAGGAUGUCCAUCGUGAUCGAUAACCCCACACGGAAAUGUCCCAAGUGUGGCGAGAUGGUGCACAAGGCGUCGUUUUGGGCGCACAAGAAGUCGCACAAUGGUGGGGAGCGGCAGCUGAUUAAUUACGAUAGGGCGGAUGUGACGAUUUGAUUUGGAUUGCCUUUUGGAGUUUUGUGCCAUUUAUUGAAAUUUUAAAUUUGCCGGAAGCCACAUUUUAAAUGACGAAGGACAAUUUUCCAUCAAGUUAUUGUAGAUUGUAAGCAAUACAAACGCAUGUUUAGUAUUUAUUUCAAACGUCAAUAUACAUUUUAACUCUU
Culex pipiens pallens (northern house mosquito) is the source of this 2552-nucleotide messenger RNA. RefSeq lists its product as uncharacterized. Gene Ontology annotation, cellular component: nucleus. The coding region runs from base 805 to 2385 and encodes 526 amino acids. The record is from RefSeq and is a predicted model, not a curated record. Gene Ontology annotation, molecular function: zinc ion binding. Lineage: Eukaryota; Metazoa; Arthropoda; Insecta; Diptera; Culicidae. The transcript has 3 exons.